This is a messenger RNA of Talaromyces stipitatus ATCC 10500, 840 nucleotides long. RefSeq lists its product as uncharacterized. Gene Ontology annotation, molecular function: flavin adenine dinucleotide binding. The coding region runs from base 1 to 840 and encodes 279 amino acids. The record is from RefSeq and is a predicted model, not a curated record. The transcript is spliced from 6 exons. Lineage: Eukaryota; Fungi; Ascomycota; Eurotiomycetes; Eurotiales; Trichocomaceae.
AUGGGUGCAUUUCCCAAUCUGUAUGGGCUCGGAGCAGAUGGCAUCAAAAAUUUCGAGGUGUUGUUGGCCGAUGGCAGACUUAUUAAUGCAAACGCGAAUGAAAAUGGCGAUCUCUACCGCGCCCUGAAAGGAGGAGGUUCAAACUUUAGGAUCGUGACUAGAUUCGGUAUUGAAACCCACCCUCUAAUCAACGUCCAAUACACAAUCAACCUCUACAACCCGGAAGACUAUGUCGAAAUCAUCAAGGCAACAAUAGCUGUUCAAGAAACCAUAGAGGACGACCCUAAGAUCGGGCUGUUCACUAACUUCAACCAUGGUUUUGUAGCUGUAAGCUUGCUCUAUGGAGAUACCCCGGCGCAGAGUCCUCUGGCCUUUGAACCUUUCUAUAACCUCACGAGUCUGAUAACAACAGUGGUUCCCGCCACAAACGCCAUCUCCACAGUAACUACCAAAGUUUCGCGGGAACUCUACGAAGAGGCCUACAAGUCUUGGAUAGAGACAUCUAAAAGUCUCCCGGUGGGCUGCGUUCUGCAUUUUACAAUCCAACCUAUGGGCAAAGCUGGUGUACAGGCAGGAAAGGAUCGCGGAGAGAACAUACUGGGACUGGAGAGUGUUCCGCAGUGCUGGUGGGUGUUUACCUGUGAAUGGCCCAAAGAUGGCAGCGAUGACGCCGCUGCGCAAAAGGCUGUAGACUCCUCCCAAAAGGUUCUGCGCAGCUACGGCACGGAAAACGUCAAAAGGAUGCAGGACGUUGCAGUCAAGUACGACCCUGAGGGCAUCUUCCAGAAGUUGCAGCACAACGGCUUCCUUUUACGCAACACGUCUGAAUAUCUCUCGUAA